AUAUCGGACAUCGUGGUCAAUCGCGCGGCAAUUGCGCAUGAGGGACAUGAAGGGCUGUUCAUCACGGUGCCGAUCGUGCUGACAGCGACACAAGCAACAAUAUGGGAUACAAGAGGAGGUUAGGAUUCGGAACAUUUUUCACCGUGCUGAUCGUGCUAGCGGCGAUCUACUAUCGUAACACAGAUGACAUUUUGCAAAAACGGCUACUUACCUUGUUACACGGCCUCGAGAGGCUUGAGAAUAAGCACAUCAUUACCAAGAGGCCGAAAGUCGCUAUAGGUUAUGGCGUGUGCACCGACGUCUUCAUUGACGCAAAACAUCUGCUAAGAUAUUCAGACGAGAUCGGCCGACCUGAACAUUUUGAUGAAAUUAAUACCGAGCUCGAGCUACUCAAGAGCUUCGCUUAUUAUUUUCGCCAUGGAGCCGCGGCCGAACGCUACAUGGCAAAUAGAACUCUAUUCGACGAAUUGGUAUCGAAAGCACGAUCAUUUCCUUCAUCUUAUUCGACAAUUGGAGGAAAUGCAGCAGUUAUGGCAAUGCGGUUUGCGCGAGAGGGAUGUGAUGUGACUCUCGCAGCUAAGCUGACCAAAUCUUUGCAUCAGAUGAUCCCGCAAGUGAUAAAUGUAGUAGGUGGAGAGGUAAAACGUGACGAUAUUCAUCUCAUUAUGGAAUAUAAGCAUGGCGAAGUAUGGGGCCCUUAUUCUAGUGCGAGAGCAAACAGAUAUAUCGUUCAUAACGACGUGAAUAAUCCAAUGAUCAGUUCGUUCAAUGCCUUUGAUAAAAUCCUAGGGACCUAUGAUCCUGAUUUGCUAGUAGUCAGUGGCCUCCAGAUGAUGGACAAUUAUCCAUUUCGGGAAGACAAGCGUAAGAAUCUGUUGAUGAACGUGAAGAAACAAAUGGUAGAGCGUCCGAGUUCUACCAGAAUCCAUUUCGAGAUGGCCUCAUUCGCCGAGGAUAAAUUACUUUUCGAGUUGUGUGACUUGGUGGUUCCUUUUGCCGAUAGUUUGGGAAUGAAUGAACAAGAAAUAGCGAAUUUGUACAACACAAUGUAUUACGGUAAUAUCUCAUUAGUUGCUAACUCGACCCCACGAGUUGCGACGGUGUUGGAUCAGAUGAGAACGUUAUUUAAACUCAUACGUCUGCGAGGAAAGUCGAUCGCAAAUUCUAGAGAGCUCACAAGAAUUCAUGUGCACACGUUGGCAUAUCAAGCUAUAUUUACCGUCAAGGAUUCCAUUUGGAAGAAUACUAUGGCUGCUGCAGCCAAAGCAUCGUUAACUGCACACAGACAUGUAUGUGCAUCAAGUAAUGUAGAUGUAAAAAAAGCAACAUUAAUUAUGGAUGAUAGUUUCUCAACGUCUAUCGUUGAUGGUACUAGAAUAGCAUUAAACAUCGAUAAGCCGGUGUCUUGUUGGGACGAAGUUCUGAAAGUGGAGCAAGAAGAUAUUCCUAUUCAAGUGUGCAUCGCUCCCGUGUUGGUUUGCACGGAAGCUAGUCAGACGGCAGGUGGCGGAGACAACAUUUCCAGCGCAGGCCUAGUACUUCAGAUCUAAUUAUCGAUACGACGGGAUCGUUUUAUUGCACCGGCGUGUUCGCGUUAUGAAUUGUAAAUCUUUUGCAUCACGUAUAUAUAGAUGAACAUAUAGACGAACGGAAAUCCUAAGAUAGGCCUUUAAUCAUGUUUGUAGCAUGUGAGAAUCAAUAUCCAUACUUUAUAUUGGUCUUUACAUUCCAUUUGACUGCAAGAAAGAUAGAGACUGGAUACACAAUUAUCAUUAAGCAUCGCUAUAUUAUGUAAAGCACGAUUUGAUUCUUUUAUGCACUCGAAUGCAUUUUAUCGAGUCGCUCUGCCUAUUACAAUUAUCGAUAGCAAUUUGGUACUAAAUGUUUGCAGGUAUUGCAUUGUUAUUCUCGCAUUUGUAGAUUAAUUUUAAUCGAAAGAUGUUCAUUCCGAUAUUGUAUUACGUAAGCUGUGGUAGAUUAAGUGUUUUUUAUAACGUAAUUUACGAAAUCGAAAACAAAAAAUUUCCUAAACUUGAGUGAAAAUGGAUACUUAAGAAUUAAAUAGUGUCAUGUGAUCUAUAUUUCCAUAGCGAUAACUUCAACGAUUACAUAGCAAUAGAUGUGCAGUUAAUAUUAAUAACAUUAUCUUUGAAAAAUGGAGGCAAUGUGAUAUUAUCUUUAGAAAUCGAUUGUAAGAGUAAAGCAAAAAGCAAAAAAA
This is a messenger RNA of Pogonomyrmex barbatus (red harvester ant), 2218 nucleotides long. Its product is annotated as ADP-dependent glucokinase. NCBI's taxonomy places the organism in Eukaryota, Metazoa, Arthropoda, Insecta, Hymenoptera, Formicidae. Gene Ontology annotation, molecular function: ADP-specific glucokinase activity. The record is from RefSeq and is a predicted model, not a curated record. Gene Ontology annotation, cellular component: endoplasmic reticulum. Gene Ontology annotation, biological process: glucose metabolic process.